Messenger RNA from Cyphomyrmex costatus, 7394 nucleotides. RefSeq names its product SLIT-ROBO Rho GTPase-activating protein 1. Gene Ontology annotation, molecular function: protein binding. Gene Ontology annotation, biological process: signal transduction. Bases 408 to 4376 code for a protein of 1322 amino acids. The transcript has 13 exons. NCBI's taxonomy places the organism in Eukaryota, Metazoa, Arthropoda, Insecta, Hymenoptera, Formicidae. The record is from RefSeq and is a predicted model, not a curated record.
GUAAAAGCUUAUCUUGACUGAACAACGAAGAGAGGACACCUUUUUCCUUCUUCAGCAUGCAAAUGCGGAAGAAAUCGAAGUAAGAGAGAGAGUAGUUCCUACUGCGAAAAGUACCAUUCAUGGCGAAUACGUUCUUUUGAAUGAUAUGGCAACUUCUGCAGCAGAAUCCACAACAGAGCGACGACUAUCCAUCGAAAUCUGCAUUAUUUGAGAUUAAAAUGCGAUCUUUUUGAUUGGCCGCGCACUUGUGCGACACGAUUCACGAUAAAAAUCUCACAGAUGUGUAAUCUAGAUUAAGUACGCUCCGUGACAAGAAGAGACUGUCUCGUCUUUGGAAGAGAGUCGACGCAUUUUGGUAAACGGAUUUCUUUUUUACGGAUAGAAGUCUGUGAAAUAUUUACGGCAUCAUGUUUCAAUGCAUCAUCCAGCAGAGAAACGGUUGGAUUCAUCCCUACACUCCCGAUACCAAGGAUGUUUUUCCAGAUAUACGGCUACAGCUGAACGAGCAGCUGAGAUGUCUCGAUGUAAGGAUGGAGGCACAAGUCGCCCUUGUGGUCGAACUCCAGGAUUUCUUCCGCAAAAGGGCAGAACUGGAGCUAGACUACAGCAAGUCUCUUGACAAGAUGGCUAGGAGCAUACAGUUGAGACAUAAGGAGCAGAAACAAAAGCGAGAACAAUGGCCCCUAUUCUCCAGCUACGCCUGUUGGCAGCAGCUCGUAAACGAGACCAAGUCCCUCAGCAGGGACCAUGCCGCCCUAUCUGAAGUCUACAGCACCCAUCUCGUGGGCCGUCUCAAUCAGGUGAUGGAGGACGUGCAGCGAAUUUAUAAACGUUGUCGCGAAAUCGGCUAUGAGACGCACGAGGAGAUACUUCGAGUGCUGCACGAGCUACACACGACAAUGAAGACUUAUCAGGCCUAUCAGGCUGAGUCCAGGCAAGCGGAGACGAAGCUCCGCGUCGCCGAACAGCAACGUAACAAACUCGAGGUAGCGAACGCGGACAGUCGUGAGAAACUUGCACGCAGCAAGAAGUACAAGCUCAUCGAAAAGGAAGUUAACAAGAGGAAGAGCAAAUAUCAGGAGGCGAAACUAAAAGCACUCAAAGCGAGAAAUGAAUACAUCCUGUGCCUGGAAGCUUCAAACACAACGAUACACAAGUAUUUCGUCGACGACCUGUCCGAUCUCAUUGAUUGCAUGGAUUUUGGAUUCCACAAUUGCAUAGCAAGGGCACUGUUGAUGCACUGUAGCGCGGAGGAGGGUAGGCAGCGUUCCUUGCAAUCUGGUGCCGAACAAUUAGCUGCGUGCGUCGGUGCACUCGACUCCCGAGCGGAUAAGCAAAGAUUCCUGGAAUCUCAUCACGCGGCCUUCAUGAUUCCCAAGAAAUUUGAGUUCCAAGGACAGCGUGGAGAUGAGACGCCCGAACCUGAAUUGCAAAAGAUGCUGCAUUCGGAAAUGGAGCAACGAUUGCAGCAGCUACAGCAGAGGGUGACGUCGCUGCGAACUGAAUCAGAGGAGGUGUGGAAAACUUUGGAAACGGCGGAAGCAAGCCUGCUUGAAAUGUUGACCGCUAAAGAUUAUGACUGCUCGAGAUAUUUCGGCGAAAACGCUGUAUCUACGUCCAGGCCGCCAGAGACGCUGCAGAUCAAGUUACGAGCUGACAGACAAGAGACUGAAGAAUUCUACCUCACGAAAUUCAGGGAGUACCUUCUUGGGACGUCGAGAAUAGCAAGAUUAGACGCGAAACAGGAGUAUAUCCGACAGAGCCUAUUGGAUGGUUCAAAUGCUAGCCCAAACCCGUCGAUUUCCACGACGAAGCAGAAGCAAGCACGCCGCAAGCGGAUCGGUCGUCUGCAGAUGAACGGUCAACCGAAGUUGUUUGGUGGUUCACUUGAGGAGUAUCUGGAGAGCACAAAUCAGGAGAUACCGCUGAUCAUGAAGAGCUGCAUUCGCGUGAUUAAUCUAUAUGGCUUGCACCAUCAAGGUAUCUUCCGUGUGUCGGGCUCGCAGGUGGAGAUCAACAAUUUCCGCGAGUGGUUUGAGCGUGGCGAGGAUCCACUUGCGGAUGUCACUGAUGCUUCGGACAUCAACAGUGUCGCUGGGGUGUUAAAGCUCUAUCUGAGGGAGUUGCGCGAGCCUCUCUUUCCUAUCAUCUAUUUCGAGCAUCUAAUGGAGUUGGCGCAACUGGAAUCGAAACAAGACUUUGUUAACAAAAUGAAGGAGAUGAUAGCGAGUCUACCACGGCCAGUUGUAAUUGUCAUGCGAUAUCUUUUUGCCUUUCUAAAUCACCUGUCGGAAUUUUCGGACGAGAACAUGAUGGAUCCAUACAACUUGGCUAUCUGCUUCGGCCCAACCUUGGUACCCGUUCCAGAAGACAAGGAUCAGGUCCAAUAUCAGAAUCAAGUUAAUGAGCUUAUCAAGAACAUCAUCACAUUCUGCGAGGAAAUCUUCCCAGAAGACAUUGGGGGCACUCAAUAUGAAAAAUACAUCAGCAGAGAACCCGAUGACGUUGAUGUGGGAGAUUCGCCGACGGAUCAAGUGCAAGAAGACAUGGACUCGGAAGUUUACCCAUCCGAAGAUGAAUCAGAGAAUCUCGAAGCUACGGCGCAGUUUGACUUUAAUGCAAGAUCAGAGAGAGAGCUAAGCUUCAAGAAAGGCGACACUUUGACACUAUACACGCAGGUCAGCAAUGAUUGGUGGCGAGGUGCUCUAGCUGGCAGAGAGGGACUAAUUCCUGACAAAUAUAUUAUGCUCAAGAUAAAAGAUGAGGAGCGUGAAAAGGAACUUUUAAAAUCGUCCAGCGAGGAAUCUAUGCGUAGAAGAGCGUCUAGCUCGGCGGACAGCGUAUUGUCGAGCAACAAUUCGCCACUGAUGGGACCAUCGGCGAAUCCGAGCACCUGGUCGUCUGGUGCAGCGUCCGAUAUGUCAUCAUCUGCUACGACGAACAUAAUAACGGACAAUAGUAACGCUAGCGGUAUUAUUGCGUCUGUGGUGACAAAUGUACCCUGCAUCUCAUCAUCGACGCAGCCGAUCAUCAGUCGAGAGGCUGACACCAUGAUUCCGUCGAGGCCAGUCAGAGCAUCUUCCCCUACGGAAAACGAGAAGCAUUCGGAGCAACAUAGGAACAACGCAGACGGCGUUCUCCAGAUCGCUCUGGAGAACAAUGUUGACAGCAUCGAUGGCAGUAGUGCGAACUGUGCUCAGCAGCAACGAGGCGGAAACAGCAACGAGGAGGUCGCGAGCGAGGAUCUGGGUAGCAAUGUGCUGACAGCAAUGUCGUCACUGGACGGUAUCGUGACGAAACGCGGCGCCAGCCGGAAACAGCAGUAUUGGAAAUCGCAGAGCAUUGGCGAGAGCGUAAUGGCGCAACAGCAUCAGCAGCUGUUGCAACUGUCCCACGCAAACUCUCUGCCGAGCUCAACAAUGAUCGCCACAGUAGCAGCGAUAUCGACAAUGACGACAACGACGACGACGACGGCGACGACGACGACGACGACGGCGAUGACGGCGAUGACGACAACGAUGAUGACAACGACAACCAUCAUGACGCCAGACGACGACCUGCUCCAGGAAUCGCAGCAGCAGACAACAACCAACUUCUCGAUGAAUCGCGAGCUUUGGCAGCGUCGUGCCACCUCACAGACGCAGCCGACUCCGAAAUCGUCGUCUUACUCCCGCACGUCUCAGGAGUUCCGCGAAAUGAGGCAGAAACAUACGCCCGAUCUGGUGAUGGAUCUACCGUUGUCGGCACAGGACCCGGUCGGCAAGAAGUCUGCAUCGUCCAGCAGUCUGAGCAGUUCAGACGAGGAGACGAUAAUGCCGUUGUCUCUCCUGGCGCCGCAGCAGCAAACGCCACCCACCCGAUCGGAGGCGGCCACGUCGCCGACCGGUGGUCCGGAGUCGCCGGACAUGAGUACCGCCGCUGAGCGCUUUGCCAAGCAAAACCAGUGUACCCUUAAGAAAAACACGAAGACUGCGAAUUCGGAGAACGCCAUCGCCGCGACCGGCAAGUUGAAGCGAAUCGAGACGGCGGAGCACGACGGAACGGGUGUCGACGCGGAGAACGACGAGAUCGUCCGGUCGGCCAGCUCAAAUGAAAUCGUCGUUGACAGCGGCGACGAUGGUGGUGACGGCGGUAGCGGUGGAGGAAUGUCACUCAGAUCACCUCUACCGCCGCGCUCCACCCCUAAAAUCGUUGCCAAAUUCGCCGACAUGCACCUGACUGGCGGCAGCCAGGUGGUCUCGUCGUUUAAGCCGCAGGUCAAGGUCAAGCCGACGAUCCUGCGCAAACCGGUACUACCGUUUCCGCAUCCGCACAUGAGCCCCGAGCUUGCACGCAAGAUUGAGAAACAAGUUCAAAGCGCAGAACAGGCUAAUUAAAAUUGUCAUUGUAAUCAGGCCGAGAACGGAGCUGGGGAGGCUCACGCUGUUCAUUCGCGAUCGGUGUGCGCUUGGCGUUCCGGCCUGUCUUCCGGUUUGCCUCUUUUGAAUCGCCGCCGAUGAAAGUUGUAUCAAAUCGAUCGGGUACGUUUUAAAGAGAUCCACCUAGAGUAAAUCAAUUAAUAUGGUAAUAUAACAUUAAUGUUGUAAUUUGCUACUCAGGAAAUGUAACUAUUACACGUACAAUGGUGUGUAAUAUGACAAUCACAUUGUUGAAUGGAAAAUUAUAAUAUUGAUGCAAUGUGUGUUAUUAUUAGUGUUUACCGAGGGCAAGUUCGUCUCUCAGUCUGUAGGAUCCGCUCGAAUCGCGGUCGCUCUUGGACGAUGUUACUUGACAAUAACCGUUCCCUCUCGCACGCGUGAAUCAUCGGGGGAGACGCGAUAACGAAACGGAAACCCGUGUCGUCGCUACGCACCGGGACGUCAAGCCAAUCGUGUAUCGAGAAAUUUCGAGGUCUCACCGAUUUUGGAGGCGCGUUGUAAAUUUAAAACGAUAUAUACGAAAACGCGACCACCCAUCGACCAGUUACUCCGCCCAGUCGCGAGGACUUCUAUCGUAAUUAAUUAUUGUGCCCGAGAAGAAAGGAAUGUCGCCGCGGGAUAGCGACGCGGGAGCUGAAUUGAUGAUCCGCGCGACUGCGCUGGAUCUGGCGCGUGUUCGAGCCAAGACCACGGUGCUAUCAUCGCGGAGGCGAGUUUAUUUUUUCUACAGAUGUUUUCCAUUUUCGCUAAUUUUUUUACUAAGUGAUCCGCGUGAAGCGACGUGUCUAGUCAUUGAGCGAAGAUAAGAAUAAGAGAAAAAAAAUAAAAUGAGAAAAAGAGCGAGAGAGAGAGAGAGAGAGAGAGAGAGAAAUGUGAGAGUGUGAGAGAGAAAAGGAGCAAGAGAGAAAGACGUUCAGCGUCGAAGAACGUGAGUUUAUAACGUUGGACGACAGUAUAAUUUAUUUUUUAGCACGUUGUGCCCGAUGUGUAUGCCAAUGAUGAAUUUUCCUGCUAUUGUCACUAUACUCUUAACGAGCAUUGUCGCGAGCCGCGACGAGCGCGUUCAAUGGUUCCUUUAUGUGUGAGCGAAUGUCAAUAUGAGUUUAAAGAGAGAACAAGAAAGAAAGAAAAAGAGCAACUAAAGACCCAUACAGCACAGAUUUCCAAAGGACGUCUUAGAGUUCAGAGGACGUUUUAAGGUCGUUUCCAGAAUAUCUCAAGGACGUUCUCAGGACAUUCCUUGGAUAAAAUAUAAAGAAGAACGUACGUGCUGCUCACUAAUUUUCUUAUCUCCCCAAAAUAUCUCCCUACAUCCCUAUUCUGUAACUCUUAACGCAAGUUUCAUUAUCGUUAUAAUAGCAUUGUACAGUUUUUUUUUUAUCCUGAUAAAAAAGCUGCGCAACGAUGUUGUAACGAUAACGAAACUUACGUUAAAAGAUACAGAAUAGCCCUGUUGGUCACGAGUCCGGGUCUGUUUUUUCUCGCGUCGUAAAGCGGAAGUGAGAGUGAGAGUGAAAGAGUAAAGGGUCCCCGCGACUUUAUCGAUAGGUUUAUUGUAAUAGGGUACGCUAGCUGUACUAUUAGGUCUACAACUUCAUUCUCGAUCUUUUUCACCAAGUUUCGACGUAAAAUUAUAAAAGAACGAAUAUUAACGCAUUAAUAUUAAAUUGAUAUUAAAAUAAUUUUCGCCAUCUUUCAGGCAACUGUCGGAUUCCACUUCGGAAAAAAAGAUGGUUAUUGUUUUGAGUCGGUGCAUUCUAUGAUGAAAAAAAUUGAAAUUGUCAUCACGAAAUCUUUCACAUCACUUUUUACAUGUAUUAUACGACACAGAGUUUUCGCCUAAAGCUGAACAAAUCAUUUUUUAAGCUUCCGCAGCAUUUUUCUUCAGCUGGAAAGGAGGCAGUGUCUCAAAUGCUGCUUUUCGGAACUUGGGCUGCGCUCUGCUUAACGCUCGCAAUGCUCACGAGCAUCGUUUUUCCUUGUUUGACAUUUGAUAAACAAGGAUGAAAUAAUUUCAUGAACAUUGUGAGCGUUAAAUAGAACAUAGCCAUAUAGUUUUCAUUACUAUUUUUUGAGAUUAGAUUUGCAGCGCCGACACCUAUUAUACCUUAUUUUAAAGCUUAUGGAUAACGUUUCAAAACGACUGUAUAGCGAGGGAAAGAUUCAAAUUUAAAUAAGUGCUGAAGUCGAUUGAAUAUAAGGGCUGAGAAUUAAGUUGUAAAUCUAAUACUAUGUAUACCGCGUAUCGAUCUUAAUUAUAGGUACUAACUAAUCCAAACAGCGAUGUUCGAUAUAUUCGAGAUAAAGACAACAGAGACAGAGAGAGAAAAAGAGAGAGAGAGAGAGAGAGAGAGAGAGAAGGAGGAAGAAUAUAAGUGAUUUACGGCAACGACGCGGAUAUUUAUCGAUUAACGCGACGUCGUCGAGCUGUUGCUUAUUACGCUUUUCUGAUACCAACGAGACGGGAGAGAAGAAGGAAAGGAAAGUUAAGAGGAACACACAGAAGACAACACACUCUUCGCAGUUUACCUCGAUGUUAUUCCCACGUCGUCACCCCCUGUAAUCGAUCGAUGGAAAGGAGGAGAAAAAGGAAAAACUUGUACUCGUGAUUAUCGUAUACACGUACAUACACGUUAACACGCGGAAAAAUGUAUACCGUGUAAUCGCGUAUUUGCGAAAGAAAUUCGUUCGCUCGGCAGGAUUCGCGCGAAUUUCAAGAGUCGUGCGUUUAAACUCGCGCGAUGCUUCCUCACUUUAUGUGUGUAUCGACUAAAUGUUUAGCACGCGUUAAGUGGUUCUGACAUCGCCAGCGUUGUCGCGAUUCUUAUCACGGGUCGAUAUCUUAGUACUUAUGACUGAUCCUACGCAUUCGCCGAAUAAUCCCACGCCUUUAAUUCUGCGUCAAUAUAAAUUCUGAGACAAAAUUUUCAUCAAUGUAAAUUAAUUUUAAGGUCUGUUUUUUAUUUCCACACUAAG